AUGGCCCCCUGUCCCCAGUCUGCCCCCUGCCUGACUGGCAGCCCCCUGGGCCUCAUAUGUUUGUCCCUUUUGCUCACCCCUGCUGCAGCUGGAACCUACUGUGAAUGCAGCCUUGGCCUCAGCCGUGAGGCCCUGAUUGCCCUGAUCGUCGUGCUGGCGGGUGUCGGCGCCACCUGCUUCUCCGCCCUCAUCAUUGUGGCAAUUGGUGUCUUGCGAGCCAAGGGUGAAACCAUAGGGCCCGGACGCACGGACAACAGGUUUGUGGGUCAUUUUGGGGUCCAGGAAGAUCAAAUGGACCUGCACACAGUGCACGUGGAGUCCCACCUCCUGGACCCUGACUUGGAGGUGUCCACAAUGCCGCCCCUGGAGGACCACAGCCUCGGGAACAUCCCCAUGGAGGCUUCUCUGGAGGAGCCACCGCCUCCACUUCCACCUCUGCCACCCCUGCCACCUGAGUAGGGCUGAGGGCAGCUGGGAAGGGAUUAAACAAUAUUUGGUGGCUGUGGCUGUCUCUCCUGCUGGCUCCCCAUAGUCCACCAAGGCUGCACCGGGGAUGGGGCACGCAUAUGGGGGCCUUCGUUAUCAGUGGAAGGAGGGGUGCCCAGGCCCUCCACCAAGCUGCCCUGGGACCCCAUGUCAGGAGACCACAUCCUGAUGUUUCCACUGCCUCCUGCCAGAGCUGUCAGCCAAGCCUGUCCUUGCACCUUCCUGCUGUUUUGUCCCAUGAAGCUGUGAGAGAUCCUGGGUCCCUAUCCAUUCGCACUUUUGGAAAACCCCAAGACAGGAUCUGAAGUUGGCAACUCCAAAGGGACCAGCCUUUGACAGACUGGGGCUGAUGCUGGGUCCCCACUGCACUCACACUGUCCCUUUGAGGUUUCAGGAAAGUGGUGGUGGGGGGAGGCGCCGGAGGGCAGGCAGAACUUCCCCUGCCUGUUAGUGCGGUGCCUCUUCCCCUUCAAGGCCUGUGUCUUGAGCUCAGUCCCCCUGGAUCAAUGACCAUUAUCUACCCUUCGAAUUCGGUCCGUC
Molecule: messenger RNA, 1026 nt
Organism: Nycticebus coucang (slow loris)
Lineage: Eukaryota; Metazoa; Chordata; Mammalia; Primates; Lorisidae
Gene: TMEM210
Product: transmembrane protein 210
Exons: 4
Coding region: 1-459 (152 amino acids)
Source: RefSeq, a predicted model, not a curated record